GCGUCCAACGACGUAACGCGUCGUGUUUUCAACUUCGAACUGGUUUCUCUGGAUAUGACCGAUCCUUCAGACAACGUCGACAACUUGCUUCGAUCGGAAGACGAAGCUCGAGAGCCAGACCAACAAGAUCCUGUGGCGCCGAACUUAGCUCCAACGAACAACCAAGACCACUCAGAGCCCUCCAACCUGGCAGACACGUUCUCCCUUUUCAAAGACUACCUUGAUAAGAAGCUCGCAAAUCUAAAGGACGACCUCAAAGACGAGGCAUCCGCGACAACUGAAACGUUGAAAAAGAAACUUAAAGAAMAGUCGGAUAUCAGAUUCAAAUACGAGGGCAAUAAWYAACAGCACAAAUUCAAUUCCACCCUAGCCGAGCACGUGGAGGCAGCAAAAUCAGCUUUAGGCAAGAGAAAGUACUCGGCYGCAAACAGUGCUUUGGACAAGCUAGCUACUGAGAUCAAGAAGAGGAACAAGUUAAUAAGAUUAGUAGACAAGUCUCCGGCUGGGUGGGACUUUGCGCACGAAUACCUGUCAGAYGAGCUGGCGAGCGGAAGCGAAGAUGAAAAGAAAAUAAGGAAAGCUGAACAAGCGGCCUUACGUAAAAAAGCGCAGUCCAAAACGAGAAAUAGGCCAGUAAGACCCAGAUCACAGCCAUUUACGGUAACCAAUCAACAAUCCACGAGUCAAGUCCCCAAUCCAUCCUUUCCUAACCAACAGACAGCCUUCUAYGCAUCCRGUCGCGUUGUUCAGCCUCAACGGUUUCAGCCCAGAAGAGCAGGACCAAAYGACAUCUGCUUUGCGUGCGGACUGCAGGGGCACUGGAGAAGCGAAUGCAGAAGGUCGACGAGAAAUAUCCCAGUAAGCACUAACACGGCGCAAAAUACAGGAGGUAACUAACGACUUGACACGCGCUUGCGUGGACUAUAUUUAAGCUUAUAAGUUAUGGAAUCGUACGAUAUUGAUUACGUUAUUGACAAUAACUCGGACAAUUAUGGAUUGUCAGAAUUUGARCAAGACGAUCAUCCGCCUAUUCUAAGGGGCAGAUUAAAGCGCCAUUUGCCGUAUUGGGCCUCUAUUGAUGCAAGCGCGUUUGCCCUGGACGUGAUUGAUAGCGGGUAUCGGCUCCCCUUUAU
Molecule: messenger RNA, 1133 nt
Organism: Exaiptasia diaphana
Lineage: Eukaryota; Metazoa; Cnidaria; Anthozoa; Actiniaria; Aiptasiidae
Exons: 1
Coding region: 55-897 (280 amino acids)
Molecular function (GO): nucleic acid binding; zinc ion binding
Source: RefSeq, a predicted model, not a curated record